UGCAGUCACUUCCUACUGAUUUGGUCCGGAGCAGACUGACUCUGCUGUAUCAUGUCGUCUUAGUUAAGGCUCCACAGACUGUACCCGCCGCAGCAAACAUGUUGUUUCGGUAUAAAUCUAACCGCUGUGCGCCUCUGAAGCCGGGCCUCUGGUUCGUGGUCUGUCUGGGAUGUUUGCUGGUCCGGUCCGGAGCAGGGGAGGACACCAGGACCAGCAGCACCACCAGCAGCAGCAGCCUGUGGUACCAGGACCUCUGCAGUUAUAAAUGGAAAGCUGUCGACCGCGAUAACAAAGUGAGCUACACGCUGAAGCUCUGCGAGUCUUCACCACCGACUGCCUGCGGCCCCGGCACCGCCGUCUGCGCCCAGACCCUCGGCACCGACACUAAAAAGUCUGUGGGUGAAUUGUCACAGCAGAGGCUCUCCGGCCUGGUGCUGGAUUACAACAGCACAGAAAAAUGUCCAGGAAGCGACAACAAUAUACAGACCAGCAUCAGCUUUCAGUGUGGGAAAACCAUGGGCACCCCAGAGUUCGUCGCCGUGUCUCAGUGUGUGCAUUACUUCGAGUGGAGGACCUACACAGCCUGCAAGAAAGAUAAAUUCAAGCCGCACAAAGAGGUGCCCUGCUACGUGUUCGACUCGGACGGGAAGAAGCACGACCUCACCCCUCUGAUCAAAGUGAGCGAUGGUUAUCUGGUGGACGACGGUGACGACAACGUCGACUUCUACAUCAACAUCUGCCGCAGUCUCAGUCUCAACCAACCAGAUAAAUCCUGCCCAGAGGGCUCUGCAGCUUGUUUGGUCACCAGCCAAGGCUCCUUCAACAUGGGCUCUCCGACCGGACCACUAGAGCUCGUGGACAGCGACAGUCUGAGGUUACAGUACGCGUUGAGUCCCGGUUCGUCUCGUCCAGAAAUGUGCAAAGACCACGAUCCUGCCGUCACCAUCACGUUCACCUGUCCGUCAAGCAGGCACUCGGGCAGCACUCCAAAGAUGACGGCAGAGUCGAACUGUCGUUACGAGGUGGUGUGGGUGACUGAAUACGCCUGCCACAGAGAUUACCUGGAGAGCCACACCUGUAAACUCACCAGCGACCAGCAUGACAUCUCCAUAGACCUGACACCUCUCACCUCGACCGCCUCAGAUCAUCCAUACUACGCACACUCUGACCCCAGCGACGGCGCCGACAGCUACGUCUACUACCUGAACGUGUGUGGACACAUCCUCAACGGUGAAUGCGGCAACGACGAGGUGGUAUCGUCCUGCCAGGUGAAGAAGAACGGAGACGUGAAGAAAGUGGCGGGAAGAAAUCAGAACCAGACGUUACGUUACUCAGACGGAGAUUUGACUCUGAUCUACCCCGACGGCGACAAAUGCUCCAGUGGCUUCCAGAGAAUGACCAUCAUCAACUUUGAGUGCAACAAGAACGCAUCCAACGGAGGCCGAGGGAACCCGGUGUUCGCGGGAGAGACGGACUGUACGUAUUACUUUGACUGGGAGACGGCCUUCGCCUGCGUCAAGGAGAAGGAGGAUCUGCUGUGUCGGGUCAGAGACGGCAACAAACACUACGACCUCUCACCCCUCACGAGAUACCUGGGGUCAGAUGGAAACUGGGAGGCCGUGGACGCCAACUCUCCGAAGCCGGACUCGCGUUUCUACCUGAACGUCUGUCACAAAGUCAUCCAGACGGGAGGCGCCGCCGGCUGCCCGGUGAACGCCUCCAUCUGCGCCGUUGAUAAGAAUCACGGAGCCAUCAGCCUGGGCAGCUUCCUCUCAUCUCCACAGAAGACGAAGAUAGGAAACGACAUCAGACUGGUGUACACCGAUGGAAAUUUCUGUGUCCACAAAAAGACGAGGAUCAGAACCGUCCUGACCCUCAAGUGCAAACCAGGAGAUCUCGAGAGCGCUCCUGUGCUUCGCGGCGUCUCAUCCGACGGAUGCGUGUAUGAGCUGGAGUGGUACACCGCCGCCGCCUGCGUCCUCUCGAAAACACAGGGUGACAACUGUAAGGUGGAAGACCGUCAGGCCGGUUUCUCCUUCGACUUGUCGCCUCUCUCCAAAAAUGGCGGCUUCUACAACCUGACCAGUGGAAACUACGACUACUACAUCAACGUUUGCGGUCCCGUCAAAGUUCCCAGCUCUAACUGUCCUGAAAAGGCCGGAGCGUGCCAGGUGGAGAAGAGUUCUUGGAGUCUCGGGGAAGCGAACUCUCGUCUGUCUUACUACGACGGCCUGAUCCAGCUGACCUACAGUAACGGCUCCCAGUACAACAACAAAGAACACACCCUCAGAUCCACUCUCAUCUCCUUCCUCUGCGACCCAGAAGCUGGAGCUGGAAACCCCGAAUUCCAGGUUGAGGACAGUUACACAUACAACUUCCGCUGGUACACAUCCUACGCAUGUCCUGAAAGGCCUCACGAGUGUUUGGUGACAGAUCCCAAAACUCUUCUGCAGUACGACUUAUCCAGCCUGUCUCGCUCCUCCACCAACAGCAACUGGCAGGCCAUGGAUUUGUCCGACCCCUUGAACCUGAAGAAGUACUACAUCAACAUCUGUCGGCCUAUCAGCGCCGUGCCGGGCUGCGACCGCCACGCGUCCGUCUGCCAGAUGAAAUACGUAACGCAGCAGGGCUCUUCAAAGGAAGUCGUAUCAGUCAGUAACAUGGGUAUCUCCAAGCGAGGGCCAAUCAUCGAGGGCCGGGACCGGCUGCUGCUGGAGUUCACCGACGGCUCGGUCUGCAUGUCCGACGGCCAGAAACUCAGCUACACGACACGCAUCCACCUGGUCUGCUCCAGAGGAACUGUGUCCAUGGGCCCGCGGUUCCUCAUGUACCAGAACUGCACCGCCAACUUCAUGUGGGAGACCAGAGCAGCCUGCGCCAUCAGCACCACCAAGAACAACAGCUGCGCUGUUGUCGACCCCAACACUGGAUUAGAGUUAAACCUGCAGCUUCUGGCCUCAAAGACCGGAUACAAGACACAUGCAAAUGGAAAGGACUUCCUGGUGAAUAUCUGCUCAGAUGUGGCUGAAUGUGGACAGGGCAUGGCUGGCUGUGAGCUGGAGGACAGUCACCCCUCCAGCCCGGUGGGGGUGGAGAAGACCCUCCAGUACUCCACCGACGGUCUGCUCAAACUAACCUACAAGGGACCGCUGGACGAUCCCACAGCGACUCGAGACACCUUCACCAUCAACUUCGUGUGCGAUCCAAACUCUCACCCCGGCUCGUUAAAACUGGUGCGAGAGGAUCUGAGCUCUCUGCCCAGCCACGUGGUCCAUGACGUCCUCUUUGAGUUCUCCACGGCUCUGGCCUGUAUCCCUGCUCCAGUUGACUGCCAGUUCAGCGAUUCCCAAGGUAACAAGUACGACCUGAGCCACCUCAUCCGGGAUAGCAGCGACAGCCCCUGGAUCGCCAUAGAAACAGAUAGGGUCAAAUCACGCACCUUCUUCAUCAACGUCUGCAAACCUCUGCCUCCUCUCCAGGACUGUCCAGUCGGUCCUCUGGGCGCCUGCGGUGUGAUUGAUGGGAAACAUUACAACCUGGGAUACAUCCAGUCGACGCCGCAGGUGGCGGAGGGCGGCUCCAUCAGCAUCAUGUACCAGAACGGAGACCCGUGUGGUCCCACGUCCCGCUACUCGACACGCAUCAUCUUAGAGUGCGACGACAACCCGGGUUCCCCCAUGUUUGACCGUGAAGAUGGUUGUGAGUACGUCUUCAUCUGGAGGACGUCUGAGGCCUGUCCCAUCAGGAAGACUCAAGGUGACAACUGUCGGGUUCGUGACCCCAAAACUGGCUACGAGUUCGACCUGAGCUCUCUGAAGGGGAGAGAUUACCCUGUCAGGAACGAUAAAUACAUCUACCACCUGUCGGUCUGCGGGGGGCUCCAGAGAGACGUUUGCUCCGGCAAAGACACCGGCGGCGAGUCGGUCUCCUCCUGUCAGGUGGAUGGAGGCAGCCACAAGAUCGCAGGAAUGGCAAACCAGGUUCUGAGCUACGUGGGAGACCAGCUCAUCCUGAACUACACCAACGGAGAUACCUGUCAUAAGAUUUACACACGGUCCACAGAGAUUUUCUUCUCCUGCCACCCCGACAGACAUCCCGGAACUCCAGAGUUUAUCAAGGAGACUCCAGACUGUACCUACAUGUUCAGCUGGCCCACCGCUCUGGCCUGUGUCCCAGUCAAAACCACCAGCUGCUCCUACAGUGACGGUCAGGGCCACUCGUACGACCUCUCCACUCUGGCUAUGGACUCUCGAAACUGGGAGGUGGAGCCCUCUACAGUGGACACGACGAAACGAUUCUACAUCAACGUCUGCAGGUCGCUGGUGCAGCAGGAAGGUCUGUGGAAGUGUCCCUCCAGCGCGGCGUCCUGCGUGAAGGUCGGAGACGAGUACAUAAGUCUGGGGCAGGUGGAGUCCGGUCCCACGUGGGACGGAAAUGUCCUGAAGCUGCAGUACACCAGCGGCCAGGCCUGUCCCGACGGACGCCGCAACAGGAGCAGCAUCAUCCGCUUCAAGUGUGACAAAGACAGAGUGGACUCCCGGCCCACUCUGAUCUCCGCCCUUGAGGACUGUGUCUACACCUUCCUGUGGUUAACAGCCGCUGCCUGCCCACUAAACAGCACCCAACACGACAACUGCAGGGUCACCAACCCAGCUACAGGUCAUUUGUUCGACCUGAACGCCCUGACAAAGGACGGCGGAUACACCGUCUACCACCACCAGGAUCACAGGAAGAUGUUCCGCAUGAACAUCUGUGGAAGCAUCACCAACUCUGGAUGCGGCCCUGACACCGCUGUGUGUAUUAAAGACGCCAGCACAGCGGUGAGCGGCGGUCAGGUGAACAAGCAGCUCUCGUACAAGGAUCAUGUUGUGGAGCUGACGUAUGAAGGAGGAAGUCCCUGCGCAGCAAACCCCAACCUCAAACAUAAAACCAUCAUCCAGUUCAUCUGCAGGCCACCUAACAUGGCCUCAGCCCCUCCAGAACCGGUCCUCGUUGACUCAGACGCUGAAACCUGCACACACUUCUUCUCUUUCCACACACCGCUGGUCUGUGAGCAGCCUGUAAAAUGUUCAGUCCAGAAUGGCUCCGCUCUGAUAGACCUGACUCCUCUGAUUCAUGUCAAUGGAUACUACACAGCAACAGAUGAGGCCGUGGACCAAAGUGAUGGAUCUCCAGACUUCUACAUCAACAUCUGUCUGCCUCUAAACCCCAUCCCCGGUGUCACCUGCCCCGCCGGAGCUGCCGUCUGUAUGGAUCCUGACAGCGGACCCCCAGUGGACAUUGGACGGACCACCAGCGGUCCUGAGAUCAACAGUGAAACCGGUGAGGUAUCCAUCACCUAUCACAGCUCCACCAAGUGCGCGGCCGACCCUGAGCAGAACUACACCUCCACCAUCAUCUUUACCUGCCAGAGAGGCCUGGAGCUGGGCUCUCCACAAAUGCUGAGGCUGCAGGAAUGUGUCUAUUUGUUCGAGUGGGCGACGCCAAUCGUCUGCUCAGACGCCACCAACACCAGCGACUGCCACCUCACCGACUCCCAGCUCCAGUUCACCUUCGACCUCUCGGCCCUCAGCGGUGAAGUCCAGGUUCAAGGGCCUUCCAGCGUCUACCACAUCAACGUCUGCAGCUCAGUGGCAGAUCCGGCCUGUAAGCAGAGUGCGGUUUGCCAGGUGUCUGGUUCCGGCUCGGACAAGUUGGCUUCAUCAUUCGGCAUCAGCAGGGCCAUGACGAUGGACUUCAAACACGAAGAGCAGGCCGUGCUGAUGCAGUACGGUGGAGGAGAUCCCUGCCCACCAGUGACAAAUGAGGGUGAAGUGUGUGUGUUCCCCUUCGUUCACCUGAAGAAGUCGUACACACAGUGCACCAAUGAGGGAAUGACAGACGGCAGGAAGUGGUGUGCCACCACCGCCAACUAUGACACAGACAGGAAGUGGGGCUUCUGCAAUGAAGCCUCUGGUAAACGUCAGUCCUCCAUACUCUUCACCUGCGACCAGUCUGCAGGCCACGGCUCCCCACAGCUGCUCUCAGAGACGGCGGGUUGUUCGGCCACUUUCCAGUGGAAGACCAACGCCGUCUGUCCGCCGAGGAAGAUGGAGUGUAAGCUGGUCAGCCAGCAUCAGACGUUCGACCUUCGAACACUGUCCUCCCUCACUGAGCCGUGGAAGUUCAGCCACAAAGGAGACUCGUAUUUCAUCAACCUGUGUCAGGGGAUACACGGAGGGUUGACAGGUUGUCCAGAAGGAGCGACGGUGUGUCGACGCUCGGCAGCAGGACAGACUCAGACCCUGGGCCGAGUUUACACCCAGAAAAUGAGCUACAGCAACGGAAAGAUCCACGUCAGUUAUUCAGCGGGAGAUGACGUCUGUGGUAACGGCGUGAAGGCGAAGACGGUGUUCGAGCUGAGCUGUGGCUCCACUGUCGGACACCCAGUGCUCAUCAGAGUCGACCAGGCAUCGUGUGAGUUUGUGAUUGGUUGGGAGACUCGGUCGGCGUGUGCGGUGAAGCAGCGUGAGGUGGAGAUGGUGAACGGGACGAUAAAGGUCCCUGACACCGGAGCCAGCCUCAGCCUGGGCGAGCUCUACUUCAGCCACCAUCAGGCAUCUGGAGACAUCCGUCCCAACGGCGACCGCUACAUCUACCACAUCCAGCUGUCCGGCAUCACCAACGACUCCCUGCCCAGCUGUCUCGGCGCCAACAUCUGCCAGGUGAAGCUCAACGCACCCUACAGACGCAAGAUUGGCUCCUCCAGCAAAGCCAAGUACUACGUCAAAGGAGGAAACCUGGACGUCAUGGUGCCCUCGGAGUCCAAGUGCGGCCGUGAGAAAACCAAUAUGGUGUCGUCCACCAUCAUGUUCCACUGUAACCCGUCGGCAGGCAUCGGCAUCCCCGAGUUCAUGCUGGAGACGGACGGGUGCCAGUAUCUGUUUGUGUGGCACACGAACGCUGUGUGCGGUCUGACGACUGUCGACACGCAGUCGUUCGACGGCAGCGACGCUCCAGCUCUCUCCAGGCGGAGUCAGGCGCUGGGGGUGGUGCUGAGCCUCCUGUUGGUGGGUGUGUCCGUCUGUCUGCUGGGACUCCUGCUCCACAAGAGAGAGAGGAGGGAGCUGGUGAUCCAGAAGGUCGCUGGCUGCUGCAGGAGAGGAAACCAAGUCUCCUAUAAAUACUCCAAGGUCAACAUGGACGAAGACGCCGGCGAGGAGGAGAUGGAGUGGCUGAUGGAGGAACUCGAAGCCCCUCUCACGUCCUCUUCCUCCUCCUCCCACCGGGGCAGGAGUAACCACAGCAACGGCCACAUCACGACCAAGCCGGUGAACACGGACGGCCUGCGUUCGUUCACGCUGGACGAGCAGGACGAUGACGACAGCGAGGACGAGGUGCUGAGCGUCCCCGGGGUGAAGGUGGUCAAAUCGUCCGGGCUGUCGAGGCACUCGACGGCUCAUCGUAGCGCCUUCCUACAGGAGGAGAGCGACGAGGACCUCGUCGGCCUCCUCGACGACUCGGACCGGAAGAGGAAGAGCAGCAAACCUCGCUCCUCGGGCCUUAAUCACGGUAACAACACGGCAGCCAACAGGAAACGGGACGAGGACGACAGUGACGAGGACCUCCUCAGGGUGUGAUGUCACUUCCUCCCUCCCGCGUCCCACACAUCUCCCAUCCUAUCUGAACUCUUCUCUCUCAGUGAAUGUCUCCACAAUAGCAACAACAACAGUGAAAUACCAACAACAUAUUGGAAGCAGAAACCUUUCCUCUGUUUUGGGGAUUUUUUUUUUUUUUUUUUUUUUUGGACUGCACCUUUACUCAGACUCUCUCCAGUCCACUGUCUACAGACUGUCGAUGUUAGCACAUGGUUAUUUAUUGAUAGCUGAUUAUUUAAAGUGUUCUUCAGGCCAUUCGGACCUGCGCUCUAUUUUCUCAUAUUUUCUUUUUAUAAUUCUGAUUUGAAAUAAUCUCAGUCUCACCACAUUUAUCUAAUAAACACCCGACAGGCCAGUUCAGACUUUAAAAAUUCACCCCAGAGGCACAAAAAAACACCUUUCUGAAGGUAUUGACUCUGCAAUGAGGCAUGUCAGUGAAAACGUCAAUGAAAAUUAUAUUUAUCUUUUCUUCUAGUGUUUUCAAAUGAAGCUGUGCCAUUGCUUUAGCACUUUAUCGUAGCAUUGAUUAACUGAAAAUGAUGCGUUUCAUUGCAGACUGGGGCUUUUAGGGUUAAUUUAUGGUUUGGUCUCUAACGUCCACUGGCCCAUCAGGGCUGUAUUAGAAAACUGUGGUGAAAUAUAACGUUAAUAAGCAAUUUUUUUGGGGCAAAAAAACACAAAGCUAUCAAAGAAAAUAAGAGGAAACUGGUUUCAGUUCUCGGGAUGUAGGCGGUGAAGGUGUCGGCUUGUGUCGUUUCUAAAGGGAAUGAAGACGCCCGUUUGUCUUUUCUUGCUGUUUACAGUUGCUAUAAUAGCAGAUAAAUAUUUUUUUCUCUUUCUUUCCCCUCGAAAAGAAAGCACGAUGCCUUCCCGAUGAUGAAUUUACUUUGCAUUUUCAUCAGCGAAUCAUGUCCGGCGACAGAUUGAGUUGUCUUGUUUUGAUCAGAGACAUUGUACAUAGACGAUAAUGUUCUAUAAUAUGGACUUUUUGUUUGUUUGUUUGUUGUCUUCACUGGUGAAUUGCUCACACAUUUGUUUUUAUGAUUAUUUAAAUGGUUGUCUGAGCUGAUUAUCUGUAUGUGUUUCUGUCCUGUGCGGAAAAUAGCGGUGGCCUUAAAGUGUGAAUGGACGGUCGAUGGAGAUGACGGAGGUUGAAAGUGAAACUCGAGUUGUUAGUUUAGGUUGUGUUGGUUUUGAAUCCCUCCCUCCCGCUAAAGCCAUAUUUCUUCAGCUGCCACUGGCACUAAUGUAUUGGAAGUUUGGGAAUUUAUUUCCGCUUGCUCGCUCUUGUACAGUUUUCAGGUCUGCGACGGAGGAUGUUGCUGUGUCAAAAGUGAGAUUUUAACUCGGUAAAGCCAAGUUUUGUUUGUGCCGAAAACAGCCCUUUUUAGCCAAAUGCAUGUUGACGAUAAAUUAAGAGAAAGAAAUGAAGCAUUAAUAUAUCAAGAAUGCAGGAAGUCGGCUUAUAUUUAACAUGUUUUCUGCUCAGUAAUUGUCACAGAAGAUGUCAGUGAUGACAGAAGACCCGGUCUGUGGUUUCGUUUCUUCGUAAAUAUAAAAUCAAACUGACUCCAGUGUUUCCACAAAACAGUAUAAGCACACAGAGUAUUCGGGUGCUGUCCCACUCACAUGUUGUUUUCAUCCAUCCCCACCAAAGCUGCUGUUUUAAAGGUGGUGUCUUCACAGUUAGAAAACACAGAAAUAUCUCACCCUUUCACCCCGGUGUAGUUUUGGUAAAAUAUUUAGAGGCGUUGGUAUAGAACAGAUCAAACUGCAGAUAGAACUGAUCAAACAGUAAAUGGACUUUAAUUGAUUAACUGAUUACUUGACAGAAAAUGAAUCUGCAACAGUUUUGAUGAUCUGUUAAUUGUAAUUUAGCAGCAAAAAUACCAAAACUUAUCUAGUUUCAGCUUCUUAAAUGUGAUGAUAUGAUGGUUUUUAUCAUUAUAAAUUCGAUUUCAUUGCAAUUGACCAAUGCAAUGACAAUCAUCACAUUUAGGCAUUUUUCAUUAGUUUUGAAGUUUUGUAAAUUAUCCAUCAAUGGAGGAAAGAGGUGACCAACAGAUUAUUUGUUAAUGAAAAUAAUCUUUAUCUCUUUUGGUGAAUUCUUACACCUUCUGUUUGUUCUGUCUGAUAAAACUGCAACUCUUCUGAUAAAUGGGACAUUUCAAGGUAUCUCAUUACAGAUGGUGUUGUCACCUGGUCAACAAUCCACCGACUGAUUGAACCAUUUAAACACACUCAUGGUGAAUUUACAACCUGGGGAGACGAUCUGUUGAACAGUAGACAGACAUUUACCAUUACAGUAAGUUGUGCACUUACACAGACUGUAUGUUUAUUAUAUAAUGUUCUACAGUACGAAGGGCAGUGACGGUAAAGUCACUUUUCUCAGUAUUCAAUCCACAGAAACUAAAGUUAUUAAACAUGAUGUCGUUGCUAAAAUCUCUUUACCAAUCAACAAAGAAGGUUCACCAUUCAGGGUAUUUCUAAAGCUUUGUACACAAAUUUGUUAAAUACGUUUUUGUAAGAUGCCACUUGUCUAAAACACAGACAAAAAACAAAAAAGUAUCUCAAACUGGAAUUUACAUCAGACAGUAUUUUAUAUGGACGAGUUUGGGUUGUGCCAUAAAAGUGAAAUUUAACACAAAUAAAUGUAAGACAUCAUCAUAUUCUGGUCCCUCUGCUACAGGUUUUAUUAUCAGAGAUCACAAACUAAAAUGGUGGCAUUUAUUGACUCCACAAGGAGCAAGCUUUGUUUACAUCUUGAUCUGAAAUCUCACAAAACAUUUUAUCUGUAAAUUGUUAAAGAUCUUAGUAGAAUAACCAUAUCAUUAAGCUACUGAUCUGGAUUUAUGAGGUGUAUUAUCUAAAAGAACAGAAAGAAGAACAGUAAAAUAACUGCAAUGAAAUGUCAGGAAUCCAUAACUUAAAUAUGAUCCAGCAAAAGUUGAUUGAAAUUGAGACGGUUGCUUGCAGACUUUACAUUUCUAUUUUAAAUGUUUUCAUUUAUUCAGCAUGUGAAGUUUUUGAAAAUUCAACCUUUUUUGCUUCACAAUCUUGACCCUGAUCAGAAGGAGGUUUGAACUGGAGUAAAAACCAUCUACUUGUGUUUGGCACUCAUCUCUCCUGAGGAGAAAUGGUAGCGCUCCUCGUUACAGAGAAGCAGAUGGUACCAUUUACUAUGUGAAGUCCUUUUCCAUCAUUGCAUUAAGUCUGUUUCUGCUGUAUUUAGCACCAAAGUUUGUGUGGCUCCUCUGCAUGGUACUGUACUGAACCUUCUCUUACCCAUAAAGACAUGAAUGGAUGUUCUUGUGCUUUUUGUUGUCACUGUUCUGGGUAAUGUGAAACUAGUCAGAUUAAGAGUUAAAUUCAGAAGCUGAUAAACAAGCUAGAAGAUAACAGUGACUAAAAAAGCACAAGAAGCUAAUUUGCUGUGAUGAUUUGGUACUAUGGGAGAUUGUUAUUAUGUUUUAGUUGGUGUAAGUUAUGUUGUCUGAUAUGUUUUUCAGCUCUUUGCCUGUUUUUCCUAUUUAAAAAAAAAAAAGUUGAUGUAAAAAAUAUUGCAUUAUUUGAAUAAAUAAGAGAUCCGCUGUUUA
Lates calcarifer (barramundi perch) is the source of this 11233-nucleotide messenger RNA. RefSeq names its product insulin-like growth factor 2 receptor (gene igf2r). Gene Ontology annotation, molecular function: signaling receptor activity; insulin-like growth factor binding; D-mannose binding. Lineage: Eukaryota; Metazoa; Chordata; Actinopteri; Centropomidae. Gene Ontology annotation, cellular component: trans-Golgi network; plasma membrane; late endosome. The record is from RefSeq and is a predicted model, not a curated record. Gene Ontology annotation, biological process: lysosomal transport.